AUAUGUCUGAUUAUGAAUUGAAUAAUGAAAUAAAUCAAGAAAUUAGUUGUGAUUUUAAUUUUUUAUCAGCAAAAAAUAAAGGCAAAGUUAAAUCUACACAAGCAACUAGUAAUUGGCAUAUUCAUAUUGAAUUAAUUGAUCAAUUAUUUUCAGAUGAUAAUGAAGAUAAUUGA
Molecule: messenger RNA, 173 nt
Organism: Racocetra persica
Lineage: Eukaryota; Fungi; Glomeromycota; Glomeromycetes; Diversisporales; Gigasporaceae
Source: the annotation of a GenBank genome assembly